This is a messenger RNA of Eptesicus fuscus (big brown bat), 1824 nucleotides long. It is a transcript of the gene MTMR7, whose product is annotated as myotubularin related protein 7. Gene Ontology annotation, molecular function: phosphatidylinositol phosphate phosphatase activity. The record is from RefSeq and is a predicted model, not a curated record. Lineage: Eukaryota; Metazoa; Chordata; Mammalia; Chiroptera; Vespertilionidae. Gene Ontology annotation, biological process: phosphatidylinositol dephosphorylation. The transcript has 11 exons. Bases 16 to 1617 code for a protein of 533 amino acids.
AGAGAGCAGGGCUGGAUGCUGCUGGACCUCAGCGAAGAGUACAAGCGCAUGGGCCUCCCUGACGACCACUGGCAGCUCAGCGAUGUGAACAGAGACUACAGAGUUUGUGACUCCUACCCGACCGAGCUGUACGUCCCCAAAUCGGCCACCGCACACAUCAUCGUGGGGAGUUCCAAAUUCCGGAGCAGACGGCGGUUUCCUGCCCUGUCUUACUACAGUAAAGAUAACCACGCCUCCAUCUGCCGGAGCAGCCAGCCCCUGUCCGGCUUCAGCGCCCGGUGCCUGGAAGACGAGCAGAUGCUCCAGGCCAUCAGGAAAGCCAACCCGGGGAGCGACUUCAUUUACGUGGUGGACACGCGGCCUAAACUUAACGCCAUGGCGAACCGUGCUGCCGGGAAAGGCUACGAGAAUGAAGACAAUUAUUCCAACAUCAAGUUCCAGUUCAUCGGGAUAGAGAACAUCCACGUCAUGAGGAACAGUCUGCAGAAGAUGCUGGAAGUGUGUGAGCUGAAAUCUCCCUCCAUGAGCGACUUUCUGUGGGGCCUGGAGAACUCUGGCUGGUUAAGGCACAUUAAGGCCAUCAUGGAUGCAGGAACUUUCAUUGCCAAGGCAGUUGCAGAGGAAGGGGCGAGCGUGCUUGUGCACUGCUCGGACGGCUGGGACAGGACGGCGCAGGUGUGCUCCGUGGCCAGCCUCCUGCUGGACCCGCACUACCGGACCCUCAAGGGCUUCAUGGUAUUAAUUGAAAAGGACUGGAUCUCCUUUGGCCAUAAGUUUAAUCACAGAUAUGGCAAUCUAGACGGUGAUCCAAAAGAAAUCUCUCCAGUUAUUGACCAGUUCAUCGAGUGUGUCUGGCAGUUAAUGGAACAAUUUCCCUGUGCAUUUGAGUUUAAUGAGCGGUUUCUGAUUCACAUUCAACAUCACAUAUAUUCCUGCCAGUUCGGAAACUUCCUAUGUAACAGUCAGAAGGAGAGACGAGAACUCAAAAUUCAAGAAAGAACAUACUCUUUAUGGGCUCACCUGUGGAAGAAUCGGGCUGACUACAUGAAUCCUCUCUUUAGAGCUGAUCACAGUCAGACCCAGGGAAUCCUUCGUCUCCCCACAACGCCAUGCAACUUCAUGUACAAGUUCUGGAGUGGCAUGUACAACCGAUUUGAGAAGGGGCUGCAGCCCCGACAGUCGGUCACCGACUACCUCAUGGCGGUGAAGGAGGAAACGCAGCAGCUGGAGGAAGAGCUGGAGGCCCUAGAAGAGAGGCUGGAGAAAAUCCAAAAAGUCCAGUUAAAUUGCUCCAAAGUGAAGAGCAAGCCAAGUGAGCCCAGCAAACCCUCGGGGUUUUCCACCUCGGACAACAGCGCAGCCAACACUCCCCAGGACUACAGUGGGAACAUGAAGUCAUUCCCGUCCAGGAGCCCCUCCCAAGGCGACGAAGACUCCGCUCUGAUCCUAACCCAGGACAACUUGAAAAGCUCAGAUCCAGACCUGUCCGCCAACAGCGAUCAGGAGUCCGGAGUGGAGGAUCUAAGCUGCCGCUCUCCCAGCGGAGGGGAGUGUGCGCCUAGCGAGGACAGCACCAAGGAUCGGGACUCUGACGAAGCCGUGUUUCUAAUGGCCUGAAGCUUCCCUCUGGAGUUCCAACACAAAGGACAUGCAAGAAACACCUUCCAAAAUAAGGGAACAGUGCAAUUUAAGAUAAAAAAUAACUCAAGAAAUGGUACGUGUAAUCGAUAAUUAUAAAAUAUAGCAAUGAAGGGGUGGGGGAAGUCCAACUCUUAGUUUCCUUAGCUGUUGAAGAACAGGAAGUAGACAUUUCUUUUGUGUCAA